Eimeria tenella is the source of this 696-nucleotide messenger RNA. RefSeq lists its product as uncharacterized. The record is from RefSeq and is a predicted model, not a curated record. NCBI's taxonomy places the organism in Eukaryota, Apicomplexa, Conoidasida, Eucoccidiorida, Eimeriidae. The transcript has a single exon. The annotation marks the transcript as partial.
UGGCAACGAGCAGCAGCAGCAGCAGCAACAGCAGCAGCAGCAGCAGCAGGAAUCUUCUCCCCUUCAAGCACUUCUGGCACACCAGCAAGCAGCUCUUCUUUCACCUUUCGAGAAGCAAACAGCAGCAGCAGCAGCAGCAACAGCAACGACGCAGUUGGGCUGCUGGCGCUGCAGCGGGGAGCAGCAGGACUCUUGCCUGCAGCAGCUACGAGCACAUUCCACAGCAGCAGCAGCAACAGCAACAGCAGCAGCAACAGCAGCAGCAACAGCAGCGCGUUGUCUCCUUCACUGCAGCAGCUGUCUCUCUUUAGCUGUGGGAGGCCAGGCAAGGCGACAGCAACGGCCUGCAGCAGCAGCAGCAGCAGCAGCAGCAGCAGCAGCUCGAACUGCUGCACCAAAACGUGUGCAGGCUGCCUCGCUGCUGCUCUGCACCGGCAGCAGCAGCAGCAGCAUCAACAGCAGCAAGAACUGCAGCACCACCAGGCAGUGCAGCAGCAGCAACAAUUGCAGCAGCAGCAGCAGCAGCACUCAGGCUAUCUCGGGGUAUACGGCGGCAGCAGCAUGGUGAGCUUCUUGCAUGAGCAGCAACAGCAGCAGCAGCAGCAGCGACGGCAGCAGCAGACGCAGCGGCAGCAGCAAACGCAGCAGCAAACAGCAGCACCUGCGUCUUGUCUCUGCGUGUGUGUAGGAGCCUAG